AUGCGGCUGUGUAAGAAGCAAGGCAUUCCCUUCCUGCCGUUCAAGCCUCUCAUUGGUCAAGCGCUCGACCUCUACCGUCGCACCCCGCACUCUUCCCCACCGUCCCCCAACCAAACCCCCUCUCCCGCCUCCUCCGCCUCCGCCUCCCCCUCCUCCGCGUCCCCCUCCCCUGAAUCCCCCCCCUCCACCCACGGCCCUGCUGUGUUGCUUCCGCGGCUGCACCUGUGGCGCGAGCAGUAUGGGGACGUGUUCGGGUUCACUGUAGGGGCCACGGUGCAACUGGUUGUAACGGAUCCUGCACUAGUGAGACAGGUUCUCGUAUCAAGAAGCGGGCGGGUCACCAAGACAGCAAGGGCGCGCAAGAUAAUGAGGCUGCUGGGCAACGGGCUGCCUCUCUCAGAGGGGUCGCUGUGGGCACGCCAGCGCCGCAUCGUCACCCCCGCCUUCCGCCCCGCUGCCAUCAGGCUGCAGCAGCAGAGCCAACAAACAGGACAAGGCAUGUUAUCAACCGAGCGUGCCAAGGAAGGGGGUGGGGAGGGAGCGCCGGAGAGAGCCUAUACCGAGCGUGCUUAUAAGGAGCGUUUAGGGCGUGCGUGUAUGGAGGUGGACGUGCAGGAGAGCAUGUCCCUCGUGGCUCUGGAUGUCAUUGGCCUCGCUGCCUUUGGCUCUGCUGUCACACACGAGGGGGGCGAGAAGGAGAGGAGACGGAAGGAACGGGGGGAAGGGGAGGAAAAGGGGCUAGGGAAGGAGGGUGGCAGCAACAGCAGCGGCAGCGGGGGCAGGGGCACCAGACCAGUGCAGGUGUACAAGGCGUUGUCGAAGCUGGCCGAGCUGGAUUCCAAGAGGGUCACCUCCUGGCGCUCCCUCGUGCCCUUCUAUGACAUCUUGCCAAUUCCCGAGAACUUUGCCCUCUGGGCAGCAGAAAGGAGCAUUCGCAACCUGACCCUGCACCUGAUUGGCAAGAGGCGGGCAGCAGCAGCAGUGCGUGCGGAGGAGGCAGCACAUGGAGAGCAGCAGGGGGGGGCAGCAGGGCGGGGUGCACGGGACCUGUUGGCGUUGAUGCUGGCAGCACAUGACGAGGCAGGCAACGAGCAGAUGACGGACCAGCAGCUCAUGGACGAGUGCAUCACCUUCCUCCUCGCUGGCCACAGCACCACGGCACACCUGCUGACGUGGACGUUCUAUCUUCUGGCGAAGCAUCCCGACUGGCAGGAGCGGCUGAGAGCAGAGCUCAAGCAGGCGCUGACUCAGCAGGGGGCAGGAGACACGUCAGCAGUCCCCACAGCCAGCACAGCAGCGGGAGCAGCAGACAAGGCAGGGUCAGAGGCAGGUGGAAGAUGGGAGGCGACGAGGGAGGGGGCGGCAGUCCCCUUCCUGGGCCGCACGUGCCAGCAGGUGUGCAUGCUGGGCCCAUAUGACGUGCCGCGGGGUGUGAACGCGCUGAUACCGGUGGCUCUAUUGCACUAUGACCCGCGCUACUGGGGCCCUCAAGCCCUCCACUUCAACCCCGACCGCUUCGCCA
This is a messenger RNA of Closterium sp. Naga37s-1, 1522 nucleotides long. Lineage: Eukaryota; Viridiplantae; Streptophyta; Zygnematophyceae; Desmidiales; Closteriaceae. The record is from the annotation of a GenBank genome assembly.